AUGUCGAGCGCACAGGCUAGCGAAGAGGCGAAAUCUGCCGAAGUGCCCAAGGCCGUGAUUAAAAAUGUCGAUAUGGAGCCUGACAUGCAGCAGGCCCUGAUCGAGGUGGCCGCGGAUGCGAUGAUUCGCUUUGCCGUCGAGAAGGAUAUGGCGGCCCAUAUCAAGCGCACAGCCGACGAGCGCUACGGGCCUACAUGGCACGUUAUUGUCGGUCGGAGUUUCGGGAGCUUUGUCACACAUGAAUCGAAGCACUUUCUCUACUUCUACCUCGGCCCCAUGGCCUUUCUUCUAUGGCGCGCCUAG
Malassezia pachydermatis is the source of this 303-nucleotide messenger RNA. RefSeq names its product dynein light chain. The transcript has 3 exons. Gene Ontology annotation, molecular function: dynein intermediate chain binding; dynein light intermediate chain binding. The record is from RefSeq and is a predicted model, not a curated record. Gene Ontology annotation, biological process: cilium assembly; microtubule-based process. Lineage: Eukaryota; Fungi; Basidiomycota; Malasseziomycetes; Malasseziales; Malasseziaceae. Gene Ontology annotation, cellular component: cytoplasmic dynein complex. Bases 1 to 303 code for a protein of 100 amino acids.